AUGUCUGUCUGUCCUGGUGUCCGUCUGUCCCAGGCUGGGUGGGCUCCAGGAGGAGCUGGAGGGCUGGAGUACAGCGACGUGCUGCCCGACUCCUUCCCCUCGGCCCCGGCGGAGACCCUCCCUCACUUUCUGUUGGAGCCGCAGGACGCCUACAUCGUGAAGAACAAGCCGGUGGAGCUCGUCUGCCGCGCCAACCCCGCCACCCAGAUCUACUUCAAGUGCAACGGGGAGUGGGUCAACCAGAACGACCACGUCACCAAGGAGAGCCUGGACGAGGUCACCGGGAUGCUGGUGCGGGAGGUGCAGAUCGAGGUCUCCCGGCAGCAGGUGGAGGAGCUCUUCGGCUUAGAAGAUUACUGGUGCCAGUGUGUGGCCUGGAGCUCCGCGGGCACCACGAAGAGCCGCAGGGCGUACGUCCGCAUAGCGUACCUACGGAAGAACUUCGACCAGGAGCCGCUGGGCAAGGAAGUCCCGCUGGAGCACGAGGUCCUGCUGCAGUGUCGCCCGCCCGAGGGGGUGCCGCAGGCCGAGGUGGAGUGGCUGAGGAAUGAGGAUGUCAUCGAUCCCACUCAGGACACCAACUUCCUGAUCACCAUCGAUCACAACCUCAUCAUCAAGCAGGCCCGCCUCUUGGACACUGCUAAUUACACCUGCAUGGCCAAGAACAUCGUGGCCAAGCGCCGGAGCACCACAGCCGCCGUCAUCGUCUACGUGAACGGUGGCUGGUCCACCUGGUCCGAGUGGUCUCCUUGCAACAACCGCUGUGGCCGGGGCUGGCAGAAGCGCACCCGGACGUGCACCAACCCCGCGCCGCUGAACGGCGGCUCCUUCUGCGAUGGGCAGCCUUUCCAGAAAAUCACCUGCACCACCCUCUGCCCAGUGGACGGCGCGUGGACGGAGUGGAGCAAGUGGUCGGCGUGCAGCACCGAGUGCACCCACUGGCGCAGCCGCGAGUGCACCGCCCCGGCCCCCCGCAACGGCGGCAAGGACUGCAGCGGCGUGCUGCUCGACUCCAAAAACUGCACCGACGGGCUCUGCCUGCAGAAUAAAAGAGUUCUAAGCGAACCCAAAAGCCACCUGCUGGAGGCCACAGGCGACGUGGCCCUCUACGCCGGGCUGGUGGUAGCCAUUUUCGUCUUCAUCGUGAUCCUCAUGGCUGUGGGGGUGGUGGUGUACCGGAGGAGAUGCCGGGAUUUCGACACGGACAUCACAGACUCAUCAGCCGCUCUCACCGGAGGCUUCCACCCUGUCAACUUCAAGACCUCCCGGCAUGACAACCCUCAGCUGCUGCACCCCUCGAUGCAGCCGGACCUGACGGCCAGCGCCGGGGUGUACCGCGGCCCCAUGUACGCCCUGCAGGACUCCUCCGACAAGAUCCCCAUGACCAACUCCCCCCUCCUCGACCCUCUCCCCAACCUCAAGAUCAAGGUGUACAACUCCUCCACCGCCGCCUCCUCGCCGGGGCUCCACGACGGGACGGACCUGCUCGGGGGUCCCGCCACUGGCACCUAUCCAGGGGACAACACCAGGGAUGGCCACUUUGCGAACAUGCGGAGCAAAGCCCUGGGCUCCCAGCAUCUCCUCAGCUUGCCCCGGGAGCAUGGCAACAGCGCCAGCGGCACGUUUGGCUACCUGGGGGGAAGGCUUACCAUACCGGGCACUGGGGUGAGCCUGCUGGUGCCCCACGGGGCCAUCCCCCAGGGGAAGUUCUACGAGAUGUACCUGGUCCUCAACAAGGCAGAGAGCACCCUCCUGCCCUCCGAAGGCACGCAGACGGUGCUGAGCCCAGCGGUGACCUGCGGACCUACCGGCUUGCUCCUCUGCCGCCCCGUCGUCCUGACCAUUCCCCACUGCGCCGAUGUCGGCUCCUCGGAUUGGAUUUACCAGCUGAAAACACAGUCCCACCAGGGAAACUGGGAGGAAGUUGUGACCCUGGAUGAGGAGACCCUCAACACUCCCUGCUACUGCCAGCUGGAAGCCAAGUCCUGUCACAUUUUGCUCGACCAGCUUGGCACCUACGUCUUCGUGGGAGAGUCCUACUCCAGGUCAGCCAUCAAGAGGCUCCAGCUGGCGAUCUUUGCCCCCACCGUUUGCACCUCCCUGGAGUACAGCCUCAAGGUCUACUGCUUGGAGGACACGCCAGAUGCUCUGAAGGAGGUGCUGGAGCUGGAGCGGACGCUGGGCGGGUACCUGCUGGAGGAGCCCAAGCCCCUGCCCUUCAAGGACAGCUACCACAACCUGCGUCUCUCCAUCCACGACAUCCCCCACGCGUUGUGGAGGAGCAAGCUGCUGGCCAAGUACCAGGAAAUCCCCUUCUAUCACAUCUGGAGCGGCAGCCAGCGAGCCCUGCACUGCACCUUCACGCUGGAGAGGUACAGCCAGGCCUCCACCGAGCUCACCUGCAAGAUCUGCGUCCGGCAGGUGGAAGGGGAAGGGCAGAUCUUCCAGCUCCACAUCACGCUGGGAGAGCAUGCCAGCUCCUUCGACACCCUCCGCUCCCACCACAGCGGUGCCGCCACCACCACCACCCAGCUGGGACCCUACGCCUUCAAAAUCCCCCUCUCCAUCCGGCAGAAGAUCUGCAACAGCCUGGAUGCUCCCAACUCCAGGGGAAACGAUUGGAGACUUCUCGCCCAGAAGCUUUCCAUGGACCGGUAUCUGAACUACUUUGCCACCAAAGCCAGCCCCACCGGGGUGCUCCUGGACUUAUGGGAAGCCGAGCACCAAGACGACGGCGAUCUCAACACCCUGGCCAGUGCCUUAGAAGAGAUGGGCAAGAGCGAGAUGCUGGUGGUCAUGGCCACGGAGGGGGACUGCUGAUGAUGCUCCCCGCGGCAAGCGGGCCGGGAGGACGAAA
This is a messenger RNA of Gymnogyps californianus (California condor), 2857 nucleotides long. RefSeq names its product unc-5 netrin receptor B (gene UNC5B). Lineage: Eukaryota; Metazoa; Chordata; Aves; Accipitriformes; Cathartidae. Gene Ontology annotation, molecular function: protein binding; netrin receptor activity. Gene Ontology annotation, cellular component: membrane. The record is from RefSeq and is a predicted model, not a curated record. Gene Ontology annotation, biological process: anterior/posterior axon guidance; netrin-activated signaling pathway.